Molecule: messenger RNA, 2113 nt
Organism: Brienomyrus brachyistius
Lineage: Eukaryota; Metazoa; Chordata; Actinopteri; Osteoglossiformes; Mormyridae
Gene: shld3
Exons: 1
Coding region: 682-1431 (249 amino acids)
Biological process (GO): negative regulation of double-strand break repair via homologous recombination; positive regulation of double-strand break repair via nonhomologous end joining; positive regulation of isotype switching
Source: RefSeq, a predicted model, not a curated record
CACCCGGAAGUAAUCACUCUCGCGGUACCGUGCAUUUUGUUUACGUCUAGCAACCGGUCGCUUGUGACUCUCCGUUUGGCCGACGUGCCGAUUCUGUCCCCUGAUUAAGGGAUCUGCAUACACACGCUGCUUCGCCGUUGGCUUGAAUGAUACUGGAUUUUAAAAAGAACUUUUAAUCUCUGAAAAAACUCCGAAAAUAGAUUUACGUAUUCCGGCAUUUAGUUGUUAAUUGUUGUUAUUGUUAUUUGUUGUUGUUGUUAAAAUCAUCAGAGUGAUAAUCAUGGCGCAAAUUUAGCGGCGCAAAGCUGAAUGCCCAAAUCAUGUUUAAGUUUAACGAUUAAGUAUUAGCCAUGAGCAAGAGCGCUAGCAGCCCGUAUUUGUUUAUAAACAAGUUAUUUUAUUUUAAUUGCAUGUGUCUUGCUUGUUAUCGUAAUACGUUGAAUACUAAAGUGUGUUAUGAAUUGUAAACGAUUGGAUGGACAACUUGUAGGAAUGUAGCACGCCACCAGGAGGCGCCUUUGCAGCGGUUUGUAAAGCGUGUGAUGCCGGAUGCUCUGAAACCGUAUCCUGAACUGAGCUCAGUCUGCUUAGAAACUAGCAGCUUCACUGCCCAAAAUAAAACGGCUGUGUGUCUUGUGAGGAUGUGGAUGUGAGAGUGUUUAACUGCAGAUUGUUAUUAAUAUGGAUGUUGUGCUGCAUUACAAAGAUCAUAAUGGGAUUUUGUGUAACCUGGUGAGCAGAGCAGAAGGAGCUCUUGAGCACUUCCCACGCCGUGCUAUUCCAGCAUUUACUCCGUGGUUUCCAUCUGGAUAUGACAAGUCAUUACCAUUAAAGCCACAAAGGGACCCACCUGUAAUUUCUGUGGAAGACCUCAAAGAGGUCAAGGGCUGUUUGCAGCAGUCGGAGCCUCUGGUGGCUUCCAGAAUCCCUGAAGCUGCCAAGGACUUGAAGGACUUCCCUCCCACUCACUUGGAAGGUUUGCUGGUUCGACCAUGGUUGUCUGCUGAGCACAUAAACUCCAUACAUGGCCAGAAGACACCCUCAAGUGGGAAAGCAAAGCCGAGGAGAUCGUGGAGUGUUUUCUGCCAUGGGAGUGCAUUCAACAAGAACAUCCAGCCAUUCUCCAAGCAGUUUCAGGAGGUUGUAGAACGUUGUCAUCUCCACUUGCUUCAGCGGGCCAAGUGGAUCAUCCGGGAGCUCAACUGUGUUACAAGCAGUCUCGAACACGUCUGGACAAUGUUGAUUCGGUCCAUGAGGCAGUCCAAGCUCCCAACUUGCAACGUCAACAUCCAGAGAGACUUGGGCCAGAUAUGGGUGUUUUGUGAUGUUUUAUAUAGUGAAUGUGUUGGACAGUUUCUCAUACGUCAGUGUCAGCUGGCUGGACAGAUCAGUUUAUCCGUUCACAAGCAAGGGGAAGUUUUUAGCAUGUGAAUAUAUGUGGUGGACUUAUGAAUUUGCUUUUUAAGCUUAGUGUUUACAAAUUGAUUUUAAUUGAACUUCUGUGAAAGCUUAUUGUAUUUGUUUUAUAAAACACUCGCAAUUCAUAGUGUGGUUUAGUGUGCGGUAGUGCAAUUUGGUGUACAAGUGCAUUUUCCACAUUUGAUUCAUUUGUAAAUCAGCAGGUCUUUUUAAUGACUGCUUUGCUUCUUUGAGUAGUCACAUAUCUUAUUAAGAUCUUGGGUGACUAACUAUUCUUUCAUUUUGAAUCAAAAAUCCACAAUCCACGUUUAAUUUUAGACCUUCAUUUGUCUAAUUUACUAAUUAUAGCAUGAAGGUGCUUUAAUGCUCAGCCCCGAAAUUACACUGAGCAAAGAGCGUCAUAUUUAUGAACUUAUAUUUAUAAAUAUUUUAAAAACUAUUAUAAAAAUAAAAAAUAGACUAUAAUAACAAACACUGGAGUCCAAAUCUGGUGAGUUGAGCACCUCUCCUGGAGAGCUGCAGCGGUAGCAUGCAGCAGAUGUCUCAUUUCACAGGGAGAUGCUUUCCUGACAUGAAGCAAAGUUUCGUCUUACCACAGAACUGCAGCAUUUCACUAUGAGAUGAUGGUAGAUGCCUUUUGAUACAAGAAUGGACUUCGCCUUGAUCUGUUCAUUAAAGAAACAUGAACUGUUUA